CUCUCCCAGUUUUUUAAUUACUUUACUCUUUCUCCCUAUUAAUAUAUAUAACGUAACCAACAUAUACAUAACAUUUUGUAAUAUGUUUAGAGAGUUGAAAUUUUUUGUAAUAUUAAAAACAUAAAUUGUAUAUUUGUGUAAACAUCACAAUUGCUUUCCGUCCAAACUUUAUUUGAAGGAAAAAAGCAAAUGAAGCCCAAUAAAAAUGUUAAAGCGGCAUUUUAACUGGGCAAACACUGGUUAUUUAAGAAAUUUGGUCAGCUUUUUAAAAUUAUUUUUCUUAAAAAUUUACUUUUUAAUUAUUUUUUCAUAUAAAAUGAAACCCACUGAGAAUAAAAUGAAGAUUAUGUCAUUAAAUAGUUAAUAAAGAGUUUUUUAACAACUUCAAAAAGACUUUUCUUUUCAAUCUUAGAACUAAAUCUUUCAGCCAAAAGCUAGUUUAGUAAGAAGUAAGAACCCCUUCCUUUCUGAUGUAAGAGGAAGCAGAAUCUUAAGGUUCAAGUUAUUUUUGUGUCGAGAUGCAGGAAAUACAAUAAACAAUUUCACUUCUUUUUCACUUUUCUGAUACAACUACUCAGAUAGUUCUGACCACCAACUGCAAUCCCCUAGUAAAGAAAGAUCCAUGACUCGAUUCUCGUCAAGAAGAAGAUGCUCAUACCCUUUACUGGUUUGUAGUUUGGUGGGGUUCUUGAUUUUGCUUCAUUUCUCAUCUUUGGGUAGUUACAAAGGUAUUCAAGAAGGGCAGAUCCAAGAAAGAUAUGAAGAGUUGGAGGAGAUCCAAACAUCUCAGUCAAGAGGAAGCCAAAGCCAAUCCUCACAAGCCAACUUGCUAAUUGAUGAAUUUCUUGAUAAGUCUUCUAAACUCAGGCACAUUUUCUUUCCUACCAAGAGAACUAGCAUAGACCCUAGAAAGAGUACUAAAGAUGACACCUUUUACUAUUAUCCUGGUAGAAUUUGGUUUGAUACUGAUGGACAUCCUAUUCAAGCUCAUGGGGGUGGAAUUCUUUAUGACGAAAGAUCAAGAAUGUAUUACUGGUAUGGCGAGUACAAGAAUGGUCCGACUUAUGUAGCUCCCGGGAAGAAUGUAGCUCGGGUAGAUAUCAUUGGUGUUGGCUGCUACUCUUCUAAGGAUUUGUGGACUUGGAAGAAUGAGGGCAUUGUACUAGCUGCGGAGGAACGUGAUGAGGAUCAUGACCUUCACAAGUCUAAAGUGUUGGAGAGGCCGAAAGUGAUCUACAAUGAGAAGACGGGUAAAUAUGUAAUGUGGAUGCACAUUGAUGAUGCAAAUUAUUCUAAAGCUUCUGUUGGAAUUGCCAUAAGCAAUUCCCCUACUGAUCCUUUUCAAUAUCUAUAUAGUAAAAGGCCUAAUGGUUUUGACAGCAGGGAUAUGACUUUGUUCAAAGAUGAUGAUGGUAGGGCAUAUGUCGUUUACUCCUCUGUGCACAACAGGGAGCUUCAUAUUGGUCUUCUUGAUCAGAACUAUGUGGAUGUUACUAAUGUUAUGUCAAGGGUUCUUGUCGGGCAGUACAGAGAGGCCCCAGCCUUGUUCAAGUAUCAAGGAACUUACUACAUGAUCACAUCAGGAUGCAGUGGUUGGGCACCAAAUGAGGCACUGGCUCAUGUGGCUGAAUCAAUUAUGGGACCAUGGGAGACUAUAGGGAAUCCAAGUGUAGGUGCAAACAAAGUGUUUCGAGUCACUACGUUCUUUGCUCAAAGCACAUAUGUGCUCCCCAUUUCUCCUGGUUUGUUUAUUUUCAUGGCAGAUCGCUGGAAUCCAGAUGAUUUGCGCGAGUCUAGAUAUGUAUGGCUUCCUUUAACCGUGGAGGAAGUAGUUGGAAGUCAACGACCAAGAGUAUCUAUCUUUUGGCACAAAAGAUGGAAGCUCCUUAAAAGUCCGGUAUAGAAGAAUGCUUAUGAUUUUCUCAUCAUAGUACAAUUUACUAGCUUUCUGUGUAGUAUUAGCACUAAUGCGAAAUGAUUCAAGAUUUCAAUUAGAAUAACUUGUUGCCUUGUUGGGACUUCCGUUACAUAUAAUUUAUGCCCUAUAUAUCAAGAUGUAUGAUUGCAGCU
Molecule: messenger RNA, 2070 nt
Organism: Capsicum annuum
Lineage: Eukaryota; Viridiplantae; Streptophyta; Magnoliopsida; Solanales; Solanaceae
Exons: 1
Coding region: 623-1903 (426 amino acids)
Biological process (GO): carbohydrate metabolic process
Molecular function (GO): hydrolase activity, hydrolyzing O-glycosyl compounds
Source: RefSeq, a predicted model, not a curated record